Ailuropoda melanoleuca (giant panda) is the source of this 462-nucleotide messenger RNA. RefSeq names its product spermatogenesis associated 33 (gene SPATA33). Gene Ontology annotation, cellular component: nucleus; cytoplasm. The coding region runs from base 127 to 447 and encodes 106 amino acids. The record is from RefSeq and is a predicted model, not a curated record. The transcript is spliced from 3 exons. NCBI's taxonomy places the organism in Eukaryota, Metazoa, Chordata, Mammalia, Carnivora, Ursidae.
GUUGCCGUGGUGACCCGUGCCGCUCGGCCGCGGACCAUCUGUGAGUCAGUCGGGCUGGGCGCCCGCGGAGGGGAGGAGAAAAAGAAGGGGCGCGGCUACUCGAUUGCAAAGUCUAAGGAAAGGUCGAUGGACAGGCGUUCUCAAGAGACCCAGAAGCCUCCAGACACCAAGCCUGCACAGAGCUUCCAAGGGAAGAAGGGGGCAGCCAAGCGACAGCGGCCUUCUUCGUCUGAAGUCGGAGAGAACCCUGAGGUAAAGGUAAAGGCGAGCAAGGAGAGAGCUGCCGUCCCACAGAUCAUCAUCACGAGAGCCUCCACAGAGACUCUAACCAGCUACAGUUCCAUCGGAAGCGAAGAGCAGAGAACCAUUAAGGAACAGGUUGAAUGGGGCCCCUACUACCGACAUAGAAACCCCAGUACAGUAGACGCCUAUGAUUUCCAAGAAUAAACAAGCACCCUGAGU